UCAUAGUAACUGCGCUGUUAGACACCUGAGUGGGCCUCUGACGGGGAUCCGAGGCUGAGGACACACUGACGAAUCAGUCUGGGUGAAGCUGCUGAGGACAGAGACAGAGAACAGAGAUCUCUUCCAUCAUGCCGAGAAAAAACGACAUCGCUGCAAUGGAAGAUGUCGGGAUCGAGAUAGAUGGCGGCAUGAGCGACAGCGAUGAUGGAUCCACCAAGAAGAGAGUCAAUAGGAGGCAGGCAGCUGGAAGAGGAGGAGCAAAAGGACGAGGUCGAGCCAAAAAGCCAGCCAGUGAGGAUGAGGAGGAAGAAGAGGAGGAGGAAGACGCUCCAAGGGGACGAAAGGGAGCAAACAAGAAGAAGCCCAACAGGAAGCGUGAUGAUGAUGAUGAUGAUGAUGAUGAUGAAGAUGACAAUGAGGAUGAAGCUCCCAAGAGGAAGCGAGGAGGAGCGGCCAAUAAGAAACGAGGAGGCAAGAGGAGGGACAGUGAGGAAGAGGAUGAGGAAGAAGAGGAGGUAAAGAAGGGAAAGAAAGGAGGGAAAAAAGGAGGGAAGGAGACAGAGAAUAGCAAGGACAAGAAGGGUGAUCCUAAAGGCAAGGACAAAGGGAAAGACAAAGAUGAUGACAAGAAGAAGAAGAAGAAGAAGAAGGAUGACAGUUCAUCUGAUUCCAGCUCAAACUCGGAAGAGGAGGACUCCAUGUCAGAGGGAGAGAUGGCCCGGCUGAUGGAGGAGGUGGAAGAAAAGAAGAAACUGAUCGCCAACAUCAGGAACAAACCAUGGAGGAUGAAACGGAGGCUCACACACCUCCGGGAGGCUCAGCAGUUUGUCGAUAAGUUUGAAGGAGCAUUGGGAAAAGGAAAAGGCCGGAGGUGGUAUGCCUACAAAGUGAUGAUGACAAAGAAAUGGAUCAAGUUCCAAAGAGAUUUUGAAAAUUUCAGAACAGCUUGUAUCCCCUGGGAGAGGAAGAUCAAAGAGGUGGAAAGUCACUUUGGAUCAUCUGUGGCAUCGUACUUUAUCUUCUUGCGCUGGAUGUAUGGCAUGAACCUCGUUCUUUUUGGCUUCACGUUUGGUCUGGUGGUCAUCCCUGAGGUUUUGAUGGGCCUUCCUUAUGGGUCCAUUCCCAGAAAGACUGUCCCCAGAGCAGAGCAGGACACUGCUCAAGAUUACUCUGUCCUCAUGGACUUCAACGGUUACUGCAAAUAUUCCGUGUUGUUCUACGGGUAUUACAACAACCAGAGGACCAUCGGCCUGCUGAAAUUCAGGCUCCCACUAUCCUACCUCAUGGUUGGGAUCGGAACCUUUGGCUACAGCCUGAUGGUUGUGAUUCGCACGAUGGCAAAGAACGCUGAUGUUGGCGGUGGAGACGGAGAAGAAGGAGAGUUUACCUUCGCCUGGAAGAUGUUCACCAGCUGGGAUUACCUCAUCGGAAAUGCAGAAACCGCUGACAAUAAGUAUGCCUCCAUCACCACCAGCUUCAAGGAGUCCAUAGUAGAUGAGCAGGAGAACCAGAAGGAUGAGAACAUUCACCUGAGGAGGUUUCUCCGAGUCCUGGCAAACUUCCUGAUCACUUGCAGCCUCUGUGGCAGUGGUUACCUCAUCUACUUUGUGGUGAAGCGGUCACAGGAGUUUGCCAACAGAGAUGACCUCAGCUGGUACGAAAAGAACGAGGUAGAGAUCGUCAUGUCUCUGCUGGGUUUGGUGUGUCCUCCUCUGUUUGAGACCAUUGCUGAACUGGAGGACUACCAUCCUCGAAUUGCCCUCAAGUGGCAACUGGGACGCAUCUUCGCCCUCUUCCUGGGAAACCUCUACACCUUUUUGUUUGCCUUGUUUGACGAAGUGAACACAAAGCUGGAGGAAGAACAGUCCAUUAAGAACGCCUCUGAAUGGGCCAUGAAGGAGUAUUACGCCAACUACUCACGUCUGAUCAAUGACACUGAAGCCACGCCUCCCCCUAUGAACCCUGCUGACGUGAUCAGGGGACCCUGCUGGGAGACCGCCGUUGGCAUUGAAUUUGUGAAGCUGACAGUGUCGGAUAUCCAGGUGACCUACCUGACCAUCCUGAUCGGUGACUUCGCUCGAGCGGUCAUCGUUCGCUUUCUUAACUACUGCUGGUGCUGGGACCUGGAGGCGGGAUUUCCGUCUUAUGGAGAGUUUGACAUCAGUGGCAAUGUUCUGGGGUUAGUCUUCAAUCAAGGAAUGAUCUGGAUGGGGGCAUUUUUUGCCCCUGGGCUGGUUGGCGUCAACGUGCUCCGCCUCCUCACCUCCAUGUACUAUCAGUGUUGGGCUGUAAUGGCCACCAACGUGCCACACGAAAGAGUCUUCAAGGCUUCCAAGUCCAACAACUUCUACAUGGGCCUGCUCCUCCUCAUCCUGUUCCUCAGCCUGCUCCCUGUGGUCUACGUCAUCAUGACCAUGCCACCUUCAUUUGACUGUGGACCCUUCAGUGGGAAAGAAAAAAUGUUUGACGUGAUUAUGGAGACGAUCGACCUGGACCUCCCAGCCUUCAUGGGGACGUUGUUCAGUUACGUUGCCAACCCGGGACUCAUUAUACCAGCUGUGCUGCUCAUGGUACUGGCGAUCUACUAUCUGAACUCUGUGUCUGAAGCUUACCAAAACUCCAACAUGGAGCUGAAGAAGAAGAUGCAGAUGGCCCGUGAUGAAGAGAAGAACAGGAGGAACAACACUGACAGCACCAACCAGGUCAUGAAAGACCUGGAGACCUCAUGCCAAAAUCACUCCCUCGCACCACCUGCACCCCCUCCAGAGCCCGAAAAGCCCCCAGAGCCUGAAGGAAGGCCAACCAAGACAAAGCCUGGGAUGGCGGGUAAAGGCGUGAACCUGCAGAAAGAUGUGACUCUGGCAUCCCCCAAUCCCAACACUCGAGGGCCAGUGAGUAAGGCACCCAACCCCAGAGGACCCGGACCCAGUCCAGGAGCAGGCAGAGGCCGUGGGGGAGGGAGGCCUCCAAGAUAACGAUGUGGGGGGGAUCACAUCCCUGUUCAUGGUGUCCGUCCCUCAGAUUGUAUUAAGAAUGUAGCAAAAAAACUUUCAAUGGCUGUUCACAUGUUACUGAAAUCAACAGCACAAGCAGUUUUUGAAAUUUAUUUAAUACUACAACUAUAAUCAACAGUGCACUUUUGCAACAUGGUGCUUUAAAAGCAUAACUAAUGGAGACACAAGGCAGUGAAGGAUUGUAGUUUGUCCAUGUGGGUCCGUUGUACAUCCAGGUUAGAGCUCUUCUGUUGAUUACUGCGCGUGCAACCAUUAGUGAGUGUUUAAAUUUUCAUUCUGAUAACAAUGCUGUGGCCAUGGAAUCUAUUUAUUUCUGACUGAAGAGCAACAAGCGAGACUAACCUAACACAGUUCUUGCAUAAUAGAAUACUGCCCCCUUCUGGAUGGAACAAGUACAACUGCUCCUUCUUUUUUUUUUUUUUUUGGUCAUUUCCCAUCAGCCCUGGUUUGAGACCUGCUUUUAUUCCUGAUUUAGGAACCCACAUAACCACACGGCCAAUACAAAAUAAUCUUCACUGCUCAACAAGCACUAAACUUUAUGAGGCUACUUGUGACAUGUUGAUUAAAACCUUUCAGCAAAA
This is a messenger RNA of Thalassophryne amazonica, 3595 nucleotides long. It is a transcript of the gene tmc2a, whose product is annotated as transmembrane channel-like 2a. The record is from RefSeq and is a predicted model, not a curated record. The coding region runs from base 129 to 2975 and encodes 948 amino acids. NCBI's taxonomy places the organism in Eukaryota, Metazoa, Chordata, Actinopteri, Batrachoidiformes, Batrachoididae. The transcript has 20 exons. Gene Ontology annotation, biological process: vestibular reflex; detection of mechanical stimulus involved in sensory perception of sound. Gene Ontology annotation, molecular function: mechanosensitive monoatomic ion channel activity. Gene Ontology annotation, cellular component: plasma membrane.